Micropterus salmoides (largemouth bass) is the source of this 3200-nucleotide messenger RNA. It is a transcript of the gene hacd4, whose product is annotated as 3-hydroxyacyl-CoA dehydratase 4. Bases 201 to 926 code for a protein of 241 amino acids. Gene Ontology annotation, cellular component: endoplasmic reticulum membrane. Lineage: Eukaryota; Metazoa; Chordata; Actinopteri; Centrarchiformes; Centrarchidae. The record is from RefSeq and is a predicted model, not a curated record. Gene Ontology annotation, molecular function: 3-hydroxyacyl-CoA dehydratase activity. The transcript has 7 exons. Gene Ontology annotation, biological process: very long-chain fatty acid biosynthetic process; sphingolipid biosynthetic process; fatty acid elongation.
CUUCCACUUCCUACUUGCUGUAAAGUAAUAAGUGGGACAAUCAACCUGAGGAAGCUGCAAACCCCAGAUAUUGCAGCAUUGUCUGCUUGCUGUUGAGGGAGUAUGAAGUAAGAGGCGGGUCUCUGUUUACUGAGAGAAAACUAACUGCAGCAAGGAACUGCACAUGGAAAAACUAUUCUUCUCAAACUCACACAGGGAUUAUGAGCAGCUCCUUUUUCCUGCAACAAAAAGACCUAAAGAAGACUGAGAGGAGAGGAGAAUGUGAGCUCAGCUUCAGGCUUGUCUACAUUUUCUCAUAUAACCUGUUCCAGUUCUGUGGACACACAUGGAUACUGGCUAACACCAUAGCCAGGUUUCUCACAUUUGGUCAAGAUGCCGUAGCAGACACAUUUUACGCUGUUGGCUUUGUGAUGAGUCUGUGUCAGCUGCUCUCCAUCCUGGAACUUUUCCACAUCGCAGACGAAAUUGAGAAAGCCAGACUCCUGCCUCGUUUCGUCCAAGUUAUGGAGAAGAACCUCCUGCUGACCAUGGUCAUCAUUCUGGAGGAGAUCCAGAGUAAACCAGUCGUGUGUGUACAACUGUUCUUGUGGAACAUUCAGGACCUCCUACGGUACCCAUACGAGCUACUGUGUGUUAUGGGUACACCCUCUAUCACCAUGUUGUGGACUCGCUACACACUCUUGAUCCCCUUGUACAUCCUGUCAGUGGCCACUGAAGGUGUCACUAUAUACCAGGCCCUGCCUUAUGUUGAGUCAGCAGCACCAAACUCAUUGAAUUCAACAGCGUCAACACACAUUCACCUCCCCUUCCUCCUGAUGGUCUACCUGCCUGUUCUUGCUCUAGGGGCCUCCGUAACGGUCUGGCAACUGCUGAAGGAGAGACAACAGCAGCUGGAGAAAUGGAACAAGAAGAUGAAAAGGGAGUGACCCCUGAAGUCAAAAGUCUGAAUGCUUGGAUGGUUUAAGUCUUUCAGCAACCUCCUCUGAAGUACAAUUUUUUAAAUCUUACUUUUUUAAUUCAGUGAGUUUGAUAAUCAUCAAGAUGUAUCAUCAUUCAAAUCUAUAUAUUUAAGAGAUCUUGAACUCAAGAACCACAAAAUCAAAUUUACUGUAUUUAAAGAACCUUUAAUGGGGCAUUUACUGUUUUGACAGAGCACAUUCCUCUUGAAGUUGUCCUUCUCAUAUGCGGUUGAAGCUGAUGGCAGAACAAUGGCAGUGCAGUUUCAGUUAAAGUUCAUAAAUGUAAAUGUCCAUGGUGCUGCAGUAGCCGUUUCCACAUGUUCAGAGCCUGGUGUCCAACAGAGACAGGUUGAGUGUGUUAAAGCUCCAGCCGUGUUUUUGCGAAGACCGUCUGUAGCCGUUGCCAUAGUAACGGUCUGUUUGCUCCCCUGGCUACCAGCCGUACGCCCUUGUCCACACAGCCUUCUUCUUGAACUCAGAGGAGGACUUCAGGGCCAACAGGGCAGCUGGAAAGACACGCAAGGACGAUCAGAUAAACCACUCCAGUUUAUCCAGUUUGUAAUUAAACAAAGAGCUUUUAUUCUGCCAAGAAAGUUGUUUGCUCUUGUGAAUGUGAGAUAUAAAUGUAAGAGGAAAGACUGUGUGGUAAGAGAAGGCUGUGUGUUUCAGGUUUCACCCGUGUAGGUUUCUGCUAGCUACUGCUACUGAUGUUUCUGUCCAUACUGUUAUGUUUAAACAAUGCAGACAUCAGCGUCUCCUCCCCCUCUUCCCCUCCCUCUUAACCAAUUUUGGUUUCUUUUGAAACCUGCAUGGUCUAUAUCAUGGAUGUCUUAUGAGACCUGGAUACUUGUCCUCUGGUUUCAAUGGAAGCUGCACACCCAGCAAAAAAGUUGCAUCUCUUCCUUGUCUGCUUCUGAGUUAUGUGUCCCACUACACAUGCAAAUUACUGUCCGCCAACUCUGCCAAGAUUGAACUUCGAGAUGACACACACAUUGAAAUAGUUAGACGGUUUUGCAAAUAAAAAAAUGUCAUGGUUUAAUAAUUGACCUUGUGUGCAGUGAUGGUGGAGGUGUCCUGUCAACACCUUUACUUGCGUCUCUUUUCUAAUGGUUUUAUUUAAGGUGUAGUACCACAGUUGGCCACUGGGGUACAUUGGCGAUAGAGCUGAUUGGCAGCACAGUAUGGUAAAGCAAGUUUAUUAACCCUUUAUUAAGAUAGUUCUGCGUUGAAGUAAGUACUAGCAGUUAAUAGUUUAAGUCAAUUUCACGUAUUUUGAAUUAGACAUUUGUGGCUGAAACACUGUAAGCAUGAAUGGCAUGUCACUACUGGGGGAGGGGAGGGGAGGGUGGUGCGUGCUGGUGUUAAUUACUGUUAUUAGCCGCUGAUCUAACCUGCUCAACAACACGGUUAGCUGUUGCAUCUCCUGGAGGGGAUUAAAACACUUGACUGUGCACUAUUGCUGCAGUUGGUGCCAACGUUCUUCUAUGAGUUCAACUCUCUUAAAUCCGAACACACAAACAUGGUACACACAUUUUUAGAUUCAUUGUUCAUUACACUUUCAGAGGGUAUCAUUAUACCAGCGGUUCAUUGUGAUUUAUCUGUACAUCUGCUUACAAAUCAUAGAAAAAGAGACACUCCUAACUUCAGCACUUGCCUGAGAAUCUCAAGUCAAGUGCAAGUUGUCAUCCAUGGGUACACUGCCUACUAGAAAAAGUACAACUGAAUGCUACUUAAAGUUGGAGUUCAUCCUUGUAAAGUCGGGGCAGAUCCAUCUCCCCUGACUUCAUGAAUUGUAAAUGGUAAACCAUCAACUAAAAGUAAAUCACAUUUGUCUGUAUUAAUUUCAAUAAUACGUGUCAUUGUAGGAGCCUAAAUGCAGUUUAUUGAUAAAUAGAAAUUUUAUUAAUUAACAUGCAAUAAUUUAAGUUCAUAUAUAGAAGGAAUUUGAAGGAAUAUUUAUUUAGGUUGAUGUAUUUACAGUUUAUAUUUACAGUUAUGCAAUACGUUUGUUGAGGAUAAUUCAUUUAUAUUACAUUGGUAAUAUUUGGGGAAUAGACGCCUGUGAUUGUCUUUUCCUAUGAAAUGCAUGCACCUUAAAUUUCCUGAGUUACCUCAGAGGACAGUUUUUUUGACCUGUCUCUCUCUCUUCCUCUUUUUCUCUCAUUAUUUUAUCAACUCAUUUUACUGUAAUCUUCACGUACAGAAGUUUUGCUGUAUCUAAAUAAACAGAUACACUUUUUA